Echinops telfairi (small Madagascar hedgehog) is the source of this 2264-nucleotide messenger RNA. RefSeq names its product polypeptide N-acetylgalactosaminyltransferase 13 (gene GALNT13). NCBI's taxonomy places the organism in Eukaryota, Metazoa, Chordata, Mammalia, Afrosoricida, Tenrecidae. Gene Ontology annotation, cellular component: Golgi apparatus. The record is from RefSeq and is a predicted model, not a curated record. Bases 167 to 1867 code for a protein of 566 amino acids. The transcript is spliced from 13 exons.
CAGAUGCAUUUUGUAGGAGUAUUUUGAGGAUGAAUGUUUGCAAAUCAUUUUGAAAUUGCCAAGCACCAUAUACAUGGGAUGCAUCUGGAGUUCAACUCAGUGGCUUGGAUUUAUCACAGUCACGUCUGUCUUCGAUUUGCGUGCUAACUAAAAAUCAAGGAGAGACAUGAGGAGAUUCGUUUACUGCAAGGUGGUUCUAGCCACUUCACUGAUGUGGGUUCUCGUUGAUGUCUUCUUACUCCUCUACUUCAGUGAGUGUAACAAAUGCGAUGACAAGAAGGAGAGAUCCUUGCUGCCGGCACUGAGGGCGGUUAUUUCAAGGAACCAGGAAGGACCGGGAGAGAUGGGAAAAGCUGUGCUGAUCCCUAAAGAUGACCAGGAGAAAAUGAAAGAACUGUUCAAAAUCAACCAGUUCAACCUCAUGGCCAGUGAUUUGAUCGCCCUGAACAGAAGUCUGCCGGAUGUAAGAUUAGAAGGAUGCAAGACAAAGGUCUACCCUGAUGACCUUCCCAACACAAGCGUAGUGAUAGUGUUCCAUAACGAGGCUUGGAGCACCCUGCUCAGAACUGUGCACAGUGUCAUCAACCGUUCCCCACACUAUCUGCUCUCCGAGGUUAUCUUGGUGGAUGAUGCCAGUGAAAGAGAUUUUCUCAAGUUGACAUUAGAGAAGUAUGUGAAAAAUUUGGAAGUGCCGGUAAAAAUUAUUAGGAUGGAAGAGCGCUCCGGGUUAAUACGCGCCCGCCUUCGCGGAGCAGCUGCUUCAAAAGGGCAGGUCAUAACUUUUCUGGAUGCACAUUGUGAAUGCACUUUUGGAUGGCUGGAGCCCUUGCUGGCCAGAAUAAAGGAAGACAGGAAAACAGUUGUGUGCCCUAUUAUCGAUGUGAUUAGUGAUGAUACCUUUGAAUAUAUGGCUGGGUCAGACAUGACUUAUGGGGGUUUUAACUGGAAACUGAAUUUCCGCUGGUAUCCUGUUCCCCAAAGAGAAAUGGAUAGAAGGAAAGGAGACAGAACAUUGCCUGUCAGGACCCCUACUAUGGCUGGUGGCCUAUUUUCUAUUGACAGAAACUACUUUGAAGAGAUAGGAACUUACGAUGCAGGAAUGGAUAUCUGGGGUGGAGAGAAUCUUGAAAUGUCUUUUAGGAUUUGGCAGUGUGGCGGAUCCUUGGAGAUUGUGACUUGCUCACACGUGGGUCAUGUUUUUCGGAAGGCAACCCCUUACACUUUCCCUGGUGGGACUGGUCAUGUCAUAAACAAAAACAACAGGAGACUGGCAGAAGUCUGGAUGGAUGAAUUUAAAGAUUUCUUCUAUAUUAUAUCCCCAGGUGUUGUCAAGGUGGAUUAUGGCGAUGUGUCAGUCAGAAAAACACUAAGAGAAAAUCUGAAGUGUAAGCCCUUUUCUUGGUACCUUGAAAAUAUCUAUCCGGACUCCCAGAUCCCAAGACGUUAUUACUCACUUGGUGAGAUAAGAAAUGUUGAGACGAAUCAAUGUUUAGACAACAUGGGCCGAAAGGAAAAUGAGAAAGUGGGUAUAUUCAAUUGCCAUGGUAUGGGAGGAAAUCAGGUUUUUUCUUAUACUGCCGACAAAGAAAUCCGAACCGAUGACUUAUGCUUGGAUGUUUCUAGACUCAAUGGACCUGUAAUUAUGUUAAAAUGCCACCACAUGAGAGGAAAUCAAUUAUGGGAAUAUGAUGCGGAGAAAGCAGGAAAGUGGGAAUAUAAUUUCCAGAGACUCACCUUGAGACACGUGAACAGCAACCAGUGUCUUGAUGAACCUUCCGAAGAAGACAAAAUGGUGCCUACCAUGCAGAACUGUAGUGGCAGCAGAUCCCAGCAGUGGCUGCUGAGGAACAUGACCUUGGGGGCAUGAAUCUUGAAGACACCCCCCUCCAACCCACGGAAGUGUCUACACUUUUCUUUUCCAUUCUUUCAAUUAGGGGAAAAUAUUAACUUUGCUUAAUGGAAAGUUUUAAAAUCCUUUUAGUAUUCUAAGACACAGCUGUUUAUAAUUCAUUUUUAGGAAUGUUUGCUUAUUUCCCUACUGAAAUUUGUAUCUGAUGAAGAAGCACAUCAAACAGUACAAAUAACAGCAAACUGUUAUUAAACAUUGCAACAACUUGAAAAAAUGAAUUGUGUUUGUUUAAAAAAUAUUUAAUGCUCUCAUCUCAUAGGUCAGUUGGGUGUUAUUUUGAUAUUUAUUGUCCCUUAUCAUAAUGAUUGAAAGAGAAACCAUGUAAAAUGCCUUAUAAAAUAUUUCUAUUGCGCUG